Messenger RNA from Phlebotomus argentipes, 1060 nucleotides. RefSeq lists its product as uncharacterized. Lineage: Eukaryota; Metazoa; Arthropoda; Insecta; Diptera; Psychodidae. The transcript is spliced from 4 exons. The coding region runs from base 151 to 915 and encodes 254 amino acids. The record is from RefSeq and is a predicted model, not a curated record.
GUGAAGUUCCUCAAUUAUUGGAGUUUAGAGAAUUUUAUUCAGCUCAUGCACGGUGAAGAAAGUAGUUUUCGCAUUGUCAAAAAAUUACCAAAACACAAUCAAGUGCAGAAAUUGGCCUUCCUUCCUCAAUUUUCUCGAAAAUACACCUAAAUGGAUAGACAGAAACGAAGGAGAACAAUCGAGAGACCCAUGAAGAGGUGGACGUUGGAGGAAGAAUCCAAAAUCCUGGACUUUCUCAUUGCCAAUAAACCAAUUGAGCUUCCCACUGCCAAGAUGUACUAUUCCAAAUUGAUUCAGACCCUCGAAUGGACAAUAAACUACAGCUUGGUUCGCCACAAAGUCAAGAACAUGAAACAGCUGUACUUUAAGAUGCUGUCUUGGAGGCAAUCAGCAAUAGAGAAUGAUGACUAUGAUGAGCAAAUGAUAAAAGAACACUUGAAAAGACGCUGUCCGCAUUUCAAGAAGCUGGAGAGUCUCUUCUCAACAGAAUUGCGUGCCAAGAAAGCCACGCAAUCCUGCAAACCGCAGAAAGUCGAGGAGAUUAAUUUGUGUGCUGAUGAAGGUGAAGAUCCAUCAAUGGAAGACUUCAAAGUCGAGUACAGUGUACAGGAUUUAGACUCUCGUGCUUCUGACGAGUCGGGAGAUCCUCUGCGGGCUCCUCGAGAGGUCCUGGACAUGAACAAGGAGCAGGUAUCGCUGCAAUGGAUGAGACUGGAGAUUGAAAAGGAGAAGCUCUCAAUUGCCAGGGAGAAGAUCGCCAUGCUACGAGAACAGAACCAAGAAGAGGCUAAAUUCAGGAUUCUGCAGUUGGAACAGCAAGGCAUUCUCAAAAAGCUGCAGAUCGAGAAGGACACGGAAGUGAGAAAGUAUGAAUUGUCGCUGAAGUACAAAGCGGAUCUCAAAUCGGAGAUAUAGAUUUCCGGGAAGAUCUAACCAAGAAUUUUCCCGCGCUAACCACUCCAGAGACACCUGCCGGUAUAAAUUGGCGAGACAGCAGAAUUUUCAAAGUGAAACUGCCAUAUUUACACAGAUUUAUAUACAUGAAAAUUACCAAUAAAAU